Molecule: messenger RNA, 3303 nt
Organism: Lepisosteus oculatus (spotted gar)
Lineage: Eukaryota; Metazoa; Chordata; Actinopteri; Semionotiformes; Lepisosteidae
Gene: supt20h
Product: SPT20 homolog, SAGA complex component
Biological process (GO): regulation of transcription by RNA polymerase II
Cellular component (GO): SAGA complex
Molecular function (GO): transcription coregulator activity
Source: RefSeq, a predicted model, not a curated record
UGUUGCACUGAAAGAAAAUGGCUGCCUCGAGCUUUUUGCACAGAUACUGAAUCAAGUUUACUGUAAAUCUACUGUCUGUCGCCGAUGGUGCUGAGCAUCUCAGUCCGGCAUGGCACACACAUGGGGUUGAAGAAGAGACCCAAGGGGAUAAACUAGCUGGACUCAUGUUAGUCACCUCUUCUGUUAUUCAGACACAUUCUCUUUUGAAGCCACAAUGCAACAAGUUUUGGAAUAUGCAUUGGACAGGGCAGAGUACAUUGUGGAAAGUGCACAACAGCGUCCAAUCAAAAGGAGAAGCUCCUCAAGUGGAAGGAAGUCUUUGUAUCAGAAGCUGUACGACCUGUACAUGGAGGAGUGUGAAAAAGAGCCAGAAAUUAAGAAGCUGAGGAGAAAUGUCAAUCUACUGGAAAAGCUGGUGAUGCAAGAGUCUCUGUCCUGUCUUGUUGUCAAUCUGUAUCCUGGAAACGAUGGCUAUUCAUUGAUGCUCAGGGGAAAAAAUGGUUCUGAUUCAGAAACCAUCAGGUUACCUUAUGAAGAAGGGGAACUACUGGAGUAUCUUGAUGCAGAGGAGCUGCCCCCAAUUCUUGUUGACCUCUUGGAGAAGUCACAGGUUAAUAUAUUCCACUGUGGGUGCGUCAUUGCUGAGAUCAGGGAUUAUCGGCAGUCUGGCUACACAAAAAUGCCAAUCUAUCAAAGCCGACAUAUUUUGCUACGGCCAACAAUGCAGACACUGAUUUGCGAUGUCCACGCCAUGACAAGUGAUAACCACAAAUGGACACAGGAUGACAAGCUCCUAUUGGAAAGCCAUCUGAUUUUGGCCACUGCAGAGCCCCUGUGCUUGGAUCCCUCCAUCUCAGUGACAUGUACAGUGAACCGGCUGCUGUACAACAAGCAGAAGAUGAACACCCGCUCGAUGAAACGGUGUUUUAAGAGAUAUUCUAGGCCAGCUCUAAACAGACAGCAAGAAAUGGCCCAUUUCCCCACACCCCCACAGCUGAGACUGUUGGAUUAUUUGCAAAAAAGAAAGGAAAGGAAACCAGCGCCCCCUAUUGACCUGAAAAUCUCCAAAGCUGGAAACUGUGUUGACAUGUGGAAACAGAGCAACUUCCAGCUGAGUGCUCCAUCUGAUGUUGACGUGGAGAAAUACGCAGUUGUGGAGAAAUCAAUCAAGCUUGAGGACUCUCAGCCUACUGUCUGGCCAGCACAUGAACUUAAGGAUGAUUACAUUUUUGAAUGUGAAGUGAGCAAUCAGGUUGAGAAGACAAAACUCACUAUCUAUCAGUCUGUGGGUGACCCUCUCAUAUAUGGAAAGAUUCAAACAGCCAAGGAUUCCAGGAGUGAGGACGAAGGGAGUGGUCUGCAUCUUAGUCAUCCUCCGUUCCUAAUUGGCUCAAGAACAGAUGCUGAAAGGUUUGUUAACCAGUACAAAGAUGUUUAUGAGAAAGAUGUCAAGUGUCCUGUGAAGAUGUCUCAUAAUUCGGUGGGCAUUGGAAACCAAAGUCAGCUUUCUCCUGGGAAGGAAAUGGAGCAGGCUGAUGGAAUUUCUCCAUUGGUUCAGUCCUCUGUGUUGGGAAAAGGCGUGAAACACAGACCCCCUCCCAUCAAACUGCCAUCAUGUUCAGGCAGCAGCUCCUCAGGUAACACCAUAGGUAACCCUUACAUCUCUCAGCCAUCAAGCGGGCACAUCAAAUCCCCGACUCCCCCUCCCUCUAAGACCCAGUCUCUGUCCCGGAAACACUCCCUGGAGCUGAACCAAGCCAGUCUGCUGUCCCCCGCAGCCCUCUCUCCAGUCGGCUCAUCACAGAGAUCAGGGACUCCCAAACCAUCCACACCAACCCCCACCAACACCCCGUGCUCUACUCCACACCCUCCAGACAUCCAGACCUCGACCCCUACUGUCACCCCCUCCGCAACCCCCACGCCCCAGGACUCGGCUAUGACACCCCAGCCAGCCCUGCUCGCCCCCUUUGCCCAGCAGCAGAUGGCUCUGAGCCAGGCCUUGCCAGUCAUGACCAUUCCUCUGUCCACCAUGGUCACGUCCAUAACUACGGGCGGCACAUCCACCUCUCAAGUGAUGACCAACCCUGCCGGCCUCAACUUCAUUAAUGUCGUCGGCUCGGUGUGUGGUCCUCAGACGUUGAUGAGUGGCUCCAACUCCAUGCUGGGCUGCAGCCCUGGCGCCAUUACUUCUGCUGGCAUCAACCUGAGCGGCAUCCUGCCUCCAGGAGGGCUGGUACCAGGAGCUCUGCCAGCUGCCAUGCAGUCGGCAGCCCAAGCAGGUCUCCGGCCCCUGAAUCUUCUCCAGAUCCCUGCAGGGCCACUGAUCUUUAAUUCCCUGCAGCAGCAGCAGAUCUCCCAGUUCUCCCCUCAGCAGCAGUCCAGCCAGUCAGCCACAUCCAGCCCCCAGCAGCCCGGGGAACAGGCUACUGAUCAAGGACCAUCUAGUCAGGACCAAGGUCUAACUGGCCAGCAAACUGCAGUCAUAAACCUUGCAGGAGUCAGUGGCUUCAUGUCUCCACAGGCAGCAGUUCUGUCUCAGCUGGGCUCUGCCAUGAACAGACCAGGGCAAAGCCUCCCCCAGCAGAGGCUCCAGCUCUCCUCUGCCUUGAAACAGCAGCAGCACGCGUUACAGCAGCAGCAGCACCACCAGCAACAGAUACAAUUGCGAUUCUUGCAGCACCAAAUGCGCCAACAAAUGGCUAUGGCGGCAGCAACACAGGCAGCACACCUUCAACAACAUUCAGACAGCCAACCAAAAAGUAAAAGGAAACGCAGCGGGCAAACUCGGCCAAAAUCAUGACGGGCCCUGCCAGGAAAAUAACGCUUUCCUUGCUGCACGCGUCUUGGGGUUUUUUUUUUAAUCAUGCAAGGGUUUUGAAAGACACUGCUGUACAGCACGAUCUCAGGAAGUUGCGCAUCUGUAUUAGCAAAUCAUCAUGAUGUCAGAAGAUUACAACGGAUUUUUUAGUAGCCUUCAAUUUGCUGUGAAAGAACAUUACCCUCGAGGCUUAAUGAUCUGCACCGUGUACUUCCUUCAUUGAUGAUUUUAAUAAGGUCAUUCAAGAAAAAGGCCUGAAGGGAUAAUACUUUCAAUUUAUUUGCCAAGAACCCCUGAAGGGAUAUUUAUAUUAAUGAAAUUGUGACAUUUUUACAAAGAAGACAGUUGUCGUUUUGUCUCGGACUGUAAGGCAUCUAUUUUUCCUCUUGAAACAUAAAAAUGGGACUUUGUUCAAGGGACUUUUUUUAGUUCACUCAUAGGGCUUGGAAGUGGCUGCCUCUUCGUCGGAAGAACAUCAUUAUGUG